Messenger RNA from Eutrema salsugineum, 1272 nucleotides. Its product is annotated as putative F-box/FBD/LRR-repeat protein At5g56810. Gene Ontology annotation, molecular function: protein binding. Lineage: Eukaryota; Viridiplantae; Streptophyta; Magnoliopsida; Brassicales; Brassicaceae. Bases 1 to 1272 code for a protein of 423 amino acids. The record is from RefSeq and is a predicted model, not a curated record. The transcript is spliced from 3 exons.
AUGAAAACUGCUAAAUUGGGAACUGAAGAUGCUACAUUCCCGGAUAGGAUCAGUAGAUUACCUAACGAUUUGCUCUUCCAAAUCCUCUCAUUAGUCACAAUAACCGAUGCAAUGAAGACAAGCUUAUUGUCUAAACGAUGGAAAUCUGUGUGGAAGAUGAUGCCAAUGCUUGAUUAUGAUAAAAACUCUUGUCCCAACAUUGGUUCCCUUGGAUUUGUCGAAUUCUGUAGGAGGUCAUUGCAAUUACAUGACGCUCCUGUUGUCAAAACCCUAAAUCUCAAACUUGGGGAACACGCUGGUUCCAUGGGUUCUCUCAAAUUCUUAAGUUUCCAAAAUAACCUUAGAGUCUUCCAAAAACUCGUCUUCCUGAAACUCGACACGAUUGUUCUUGAAUUUUCUGGUUCACCACCAAGAACAAUCUUUUCAGGUGAAUCACCGGUUUGUUUCCCUUCCCUGAGAAGUUUGCACCUCACAAAUGUGACGUUCAAGUGGGAAGAAUCUUUCUGCAGACUAGUAUCGGCUUGUUCUGUUCUUGAAGAUCUCUUCCUCGAAGGUUUUUGCAGAGUUGCCAUUUUUUUGUUCACUAUAUCAGUCCCUUCUCUACAGAGAUUGUCCAUCAUUACAGAACCUACCUAUUGUCUUCACAACGACCCGACAUUUGAGAUGAAUACUCCUUCUUUGAACUACUUAAAGAUCAUCCAUCGCCGAGGGUGUUUUAGUUUUGUUGAGGAUAUGCCUAAUUUGGUUGAGGCAAAUGUGUUAGGUCAUCUUGUUGACAAUGUCAAACUUCUGAAAGUUCUUACUUGUGUUGAACGUCUUUCGAUAGAUUUAUAUCCUGUAAUGAUGCUUCAUCUUGCCGAUGGAUUAAUAUUCAACCGGCUUCUACAUCUGGAAAUAGACACUUUCUAUGAUUUUCGGUCGAAUUCAGUUCUGCAUUUUCUGAAACAUUUUCCUGCUUUACGAGCUCUCAAACUCAACCACAGUCAUAGGAGGAUUCAUAUCAAUAUCGAGUAUCCACCGGAUUUAUACUCAGAACCGAGCUCUGUUCCUGAAUGCUUGAGCUUCCAUCUCGAAACUCUUCAAUGGAUUGGGUAUGAAAGAACACUAGAAGAGAGAGAAUCAGCGGUUUACAUUCAGAAAAACGCUCAUCGUUUAAAGACUGCUACGUUCUCUCUACGUUCAACGAUCACAGACCAUCGUAUGCUGAUGAUAAAGGAUUUGAGAUGUAUGACUAAAGCUUCAGCAUCAUGUCAGCUUGUAAUUAAAUUUUAG